Molecule: messenger RNA, 1134 nt
Organism: Merops nubicus (carmine bee-eater)
Lineage: Eukaryota; Metazoa; Chordata; Aves; Coraciiformes; Meropidae
Gene: GMPPA
Product: GDP-mannose pyrophosphorylase A
Exons: 10
Biological process (GO): biosynthetic process
Cellular component (GO): cytoplasm
Molecular function (GO): transferase activity
Source: RefSeq, a predicted model, not a curated record
CAGGUGCCGGGCAUGAAGGAGAUCCUGUUGAUGGGUUUCUACCAGCCCCACGAGGCCCUCAGCCGCUUCCUGGCGUCAGCGCAGCAGGAGUUCAAGAUCCCCAUCAGGUAUCUCCAGGAGUACGCGGCGCUGGGCACAGGUGGUGGCAUCUAUCACUUCCGAGACCAGAUCCUGUCAGGUGGUGCUGAGGCCUUCUUUGUCCUCAACGCAGAUGUGUGCUCAGAGUUCCCCUUGCAGGAGAUGCUGGAGUUCUGGCAGCAGCACGGGGAUGCGCACAGCUUUGUCAUUCUGGGUACCACAGCCAACAGGACGCAGGCGCUGAAUUACGGCUGUAUCGUGGCAAAUGCGGGCACGCGGGAGGUCCAGCACUACGUGGAAAAGCCCAGCACAUUUGUCAGUGAGAUCAUUAACUGUGGCAUCUACCUGUUCACACCUGCCAUCUUCCAGCACAUCGGUGAGGUCUUCCAGAGGAAUCAGCAGGAGCUAAAGCUAGAGGAGAACUCCAAUGGCUGGCAGCGUGCAGAAGUGAUCCGGCUAGAGCAGGACGUUUUCACGGCGCUGGCUGGGAGUGGCAAACUCUAUGUCUAUAAAACCGAUGGCUUCUGGAGCCAGAUCAAGUCAGCUGGCUCUGCUAUCUACGCUAGCCGCCUUUACCUGAACCAGUACAGCAAAAGCCACCCCGAGAGGCUGGCCCAGAACAAACCCGGAGGCCCUAUCAUCCGAGGGAACGUGUACAUCCACCCGACAGCCUGCAUCGACAGCACUGCAGUGCUGGGCCCAAAUGUUUCCAUUGGGGAGGGGGUGACGGUAGGAGCUGGUGUGCGUGUGCGAGAGUCCAUCGUCCUGCAUGGCGCCUCGCUCCACGACCACACAUGUGUCCUCAAUACCAUUGUGGGCUGGGACAGCACCAUCGGGCGCUGGGCCCGGGUUGAAGGAACGCCCAGUGACCCCAACCCCAAUGAUCCCUACGCCAAGAUUGACAGCGAGACCCUUUUCCGGGAUGGGCGCCUCACACCAUCCAUCACAAUCCUGGGCUGCAGUGUCACCAUCCCCCCAGAGGUUGUUAUUCUCAACUCUAUCGUCCUUCCUCACAAGGAGCUGAGCCGCAGCUACAAAAACCAGAUUAUCCUGUGA